This is a messenger RNA of Olea europaea var. sylvestris, 1972 nucleotides long. RefSeq names its product MLO-like protein 2. The record is from RefSeq and is a predicted model, not a curated record. The coding region runs from base 363 to 1880 and encodes 505 amino acids. Lineage: Eukaryota; Viridiplantae; Streptophyta; Magnoliopsida; Lamiales; Oleaceae. Gene Ontology annotation, biological process: defense response. Gene Ontology annotation, cellular component: membrane. The transcript has 14 exons.
GGGAACAAGUCCAUUCCAUUCCAUUCCCCGUGUUUCUCACGGGAUUUUCUUUCCUAGACUUACGUGUCAGCAAGUAAUUGGUCAUAGCAAUUGUAAAUGUGAAACCACCGAGACCACGUCACCGCUUUCGUCUACUCUGGGUACUGUUUCAGGUGAUGACUCGUAUGAGUCGCAAAUGGCGCCUACGGAAUCUGACGGCUUGCAUUGCUCUGCAUGUAUUGACCAAACUGUGAUUCUGGAUACCGGCUUUUUAUAUACCUUUCGUCACAUGCUUUUUUAUUGUCCUAAUUUCUGCAACAGAAACCCAUUUCUCCAACACCAAAAAAAAGACGAGAAAUAUUUGAAAACAACUGGUGUCGAGAAUGGCUGGGGAAAGCGGUGGUGAUUCUGCAACUCUUGAAACGACGCCAACAUGGGCGGUGGCGACGGUUUGUUUCUGUCUGAUAGCAGUUUCUAUACUUAUAGAACACGGUCUUCAUCUCUUAGCAAAGUACUUGAGCAGGAAGAGGAGGACAUAUCUCAUUCACGCUCUUAACAAAAUCAAAUCAGACUUGUUGCUUUUGGGCUUCAUCUCCUUGUUGCUGACCGUAUGUGAAAAGCCAAUUGCAAAUAUAUGUAUUCCCAAGGGUGUUGCUCAUUCUUUUCUUCCGUGCCACAGCUUGACAAGCGAGGAAGAGGAGGAAUCCAAAUGUGAAGAACAGGAUAAGUUAUCUUUGAUUUCGAGAGUGGGCAUCCAGCAACUCCAAUUGUUGAUAUUUUUUCUAGCUUUCUUCCAUGUUUUGUCCAGUUUUCUCACAUUCAGUCUUGGGAUAGCUAAGAUGAGAAGAUGGGAACAUUGGGAAGCAGAAACUAGGACUUUGGAAUAUGAAUUUUCGAAUGAUAACCGGAGGUUUCAGCUCAUUCAUCAAACAUCAUUCGGAAGACGACAUCUUAAAUUUUGGAGUGAACAUCGGCUCCUCCGUUGGCCGGCUUGCUUUCUUCGUCAAUUCUAUGGAUCUGUUUACAAAGUAGAUUAUUUCACUCUUCGACAUGGAUUCAUCGUGGCACAUUUUGCUGAAGAAAGUGAUUUUAAUUUCCAAAAGUAUCUAAAGAGAGCACUGGAAAAAGAUUUUGGUAUCGUCGUGGGCAUGAGGCUUUGGAUCUGGAUCUUCUCUGUACUCUUCAUAUUCUUCAAUGCAUUUGUAUUUCGCAACUAUUUUUGGCUCCCAUUCAUUCCGCUAUUGAUGUUACUGGUUGUUGGGACAAAGCUGCAAGGCAUCAUUACCAAAAUGUGCUUAGACAGCAGCGAUAAAUCUCAUGUUGUUCAAGGAACUCUGCUUGUUCAGCCUGGCGACCACCUCUUCUGGUUUGAUAGACCAGAAUUACUUCUCCAUCUCAUGCACUUAAUCUUAUUUCAGAACUCAUUUCAGUUGGCAUUCUUCGUGUGGUCUUGGUACAAAUUCGGUCUGAGAUCAUGCUUCCAUCGGAAAACUGAGGAUAUCGUCAUAAAACUCAUAGUAGGAGUAGUGGUAAACUUUCUCUGUGGCUAUGUGACUCUGCCUCUCUAUGCAUUAAUCAAUCAGAUGGGGUCAUCAAUGAGAAAUUCUGCUUUCACAGAAGAAGUGAUGGGAGGCCUAAAAAGGUGGCGAGUCAAAGCAAAGAAAAACUUGGCUGAUAAGCGUCACAAGGAUUUGGCACGUCGUUCUUUAGAUGGUUUGCUUGAUACGUCAGUUGAAUCCUCUCCAUCAUGCGGUACUCUUGAUCCUUCGUUCUCUAUAGAAAUCGAUUAUGCUAGUGACAGCGGUGUUGUAUCAAACGAAAAUAGCGUUGCAAGAAGGCAACCUGAGCAGCAUCAGAAGCCGGGAUCUUUCGAAGGUUUUGAAUUGAGUAGAACGUAUUAGUGAGUAUUGAAGACACGGCAUGUACAUUUGAAUUUAUUUCAUCUCACCACAUUUUUAGUUUAGAAAAGUUGUUUGAGGAUGCUUUUGCAGAA